AUCCGUUUAGAGUUACUUUUUACGUUGUGGAACGCUCCACGAAACACGUUCCUGUUAUCACUUGCGUUAUAUCGCAGUUAUAAACAGUCAUUCCUUCACCAGGCUCUUCUUUGUUCUCUUUUGGAGUGCAUCCAGACACUACAGAUCAUGUUAAAGAUAUUAAUUGGUCGAUUAAUUAAUUGAUUAAUUAAUUAAUGAAGUAUUCCUUUAUCCAUGAUGAAUCGUGUUUUCAUCUUUUUAUCUCUUCAUGCAGUCGUUUACAGUGUAAUGUUUCUGAACGCUGAGGAUGGGGAGCAGCAGUCGAGCGGGAUUUCAUAUCGGUGACAGCGACUCCAGCGACUCGGAGCGGCUCCCCGUGAUCGAUUUCUCCCAAAAACCAAAGACUUCGGUGUGUUCAGACUCCUCGGACUCUGCGAUGACUCAUCCGUUCUCUGCUCGGCCUGCUGGGGGAAGCGUCUUCACGGUCAGCAGUGACAGUGAGGAGGAGGAAGAGGCUUUCGUUCCUCUGGCUGUAAGACUGAAACAGAAAGCUGUAGCUAAGAGCAAAUGCGAGAGUCAGAAGUCGUGUGUGAAUCAGAACGGAGGCUUGAAGGAGAAGAUCUCAACUGCGCAGUGUGUUAAAGUUUCAGAGGAUAAUCCAGGUGCUGGGAGGCGUUAUGGUAAAGAGCCUGUCUCCGUCAGGGACGAGGACGUCGGGCUUCGAAAGCGCAAACGCACCCUGGAGGACGUGGAGGGGAGCAGAGAGGAGGCGCUGCGCAGGAAAGUCGAGCGGGAGAGGCAGCACGGAGAGAGAGAGCGGAUGAGAGCGGAGAAGAAAGCGCUGACGGAUGCUGUGAAGGCCAUGAAACCGGAGGAGUGCAUUAAACACAUGGUGGUGGCGGUAGAUCCUGGCCUGCUGCAGCUGGAGGGUGGUGGUGAUCUCCUGACCUCACUGCACACGAUGGGAUGCAGCUGUGCCAUUGAGAAGCAGCCGAUGCCACGGAGUGUGUCCUGGGUUAGACGCGCACCCUGUCCUCAGACUGGAGAAGUGAUGUCUAUCCCAGAAGCCCUUGCGGUGCUCCAGGUCCCGGUGGAUGACUUCAUCAGCAUGGUUCACACUUCCACACAGGCGCAGAGGAGUGGAGGACCGAGCGAACGUGGCGUAACCCUCACCGCUUGGGUUCUCCGUCUUAUGGCGAGAAACGCAGACAGGACCCUCAGUCUGUCGGUGAUCGACAUAGAGAAAUAUUUUAAGAGUCAGAGCGCUAAGGGACGGCGGAGGUUUCGGGAUGCGGUGCUGGGGGACGAGACGAAGAAGAGGAAGAGGAAGGAUGCGGAGCAGCUUCCUGAUGUCUCGCGGAUGGAGGUGGAGGAGUGUUUAGUCGACCUCCAGCUGCACACGGGGGUCCAAGUCCAUUUUCACUCGACCUGGAAGGACUUCACUAAUUACGUUACCAUGUCAACCAAGGCAGUAGCUGAAGCACCGUUCAAGCGGGAGCGAGACAAGACCGGCUUCAGUUUUUGUCUGGAGAGCGAGUGGGCAGGUGGUCAGAAGGUUGAGCGAACAGGGAAAGGACUUCUGCAGGUGUGGAAGAGGCAGAUCCAGCAGCUGAACCGGGUCAGCGCAGACAUGGCUACGGCCAUCCUCAGCGCCUAUCCGUCUCCUCAGCUUCUUAUUCAGGCGUACAGGCGGUGCGGAUCGGACCGGGAAAAAGCCGCGCUGCUAUCGGACGUGCUGAUUCGUCGCGGAGAAGGAGUGACGUCGACGACGCGCAGGAUCGGUCCAGAGCUCUCCAAGCGGAUCUUUCUUUUGAUGACGUCAUCAGACCCCCAGCAGACCCUGGAUUCCGUGUCAUAAACACGCAGUGUGAAGAGACUGGUUUUCUAUCUUGAUUUAUUCUUCUUCUUCUUAUUUUUUUUUUUAAAAAUCCGUUUGCUUUUAUGCAUUAUUUGUUAUUAAAUGUUUUCUCCGUCAGUGUGAUGGGAUUUUUGUUACGCUUCAGAUACACAGAGUGCACCUUCAAAGCACCUUGCCCUGCCCCCCCACCCCUCCCCUCCCCUCCCCCCUCUGCUUCAUGUCAUAGUGAAUGAUAACAGGGCACCGAGCUCCUUUCACGUACAGUGUGUGUUCCUCAGAAGCUCUCUACACUUAAAGCAAUUUUCUCGUGACAUUGACCGUGAUGGACCGUAAAGGACUCGAGGUCACCGUCAUAUCCUGUCUGUGUUUUUCCCAGCCUUACACCCUUUAUAUAUUUAUUUUCUGGUCCACGCUCACACACUGCCGGUGUAUGACAGGGCAUCGGUAAUUGUGGAACCAACAAUUUACUUACUCUUGCCAUGUUAUUUUGCUGUUUUUUUGGGUUUUUUUUUUUUUUUUUGAAACGCUACACCAGACCUGUCAUUUCUCCUCCCGGCUAAAAUGGCUCCCUGAGCUGAACAACGCUGCAGUGGUGCAGGUCUGUAGAGGCUCAUGGCUCAUUUCCAGCACAUUAGCGAAUGGCACCUGACAAGGAGCGGCGUAUUGCACGAAACACGAGCGGCGGACUAACGAGGCUUUAAAUGCGUUUAAGAGAUGAGCCGCGUGUCGCAAAAACACCUUCCUGAAAGGCUGCGGGAGUUUUUUUUUUUUUUUUCUGAAGACUGGUGUGGGCAUUAUGUAUGGAGUAACACACUCGGUGUUACAGGGAAAAAAAAAAAAAUACAAAUAGACGAUCAUGGUUUGGUGUGAUGAAGCAGAGUUCCUGUUACCGCCGUGAGGUUGGUUCAUUUCCUAUAACGGAACAUUCCGAAGUGUUUUAUUCCUCUUACACCACAGCAGUUCCUUUUCACAACACUAACAUGGGUUACUUAUUAAAGAAAAAUACAUCA
This is a messenger RNA of Ictalurus furcatus (blue catfish), 2847 nucleotides long. RefSeq names its product essential meiotic structure-specific endonuclease 1 (gene eme1). NCBI's taxonomy places the organism in Eukaryota, Metazoa, Chordata, Actinopteri, Siluriformes, Ictaluridae. The record is from RefSeq and is a predicted model, not a curated record. Gene Ontology annotation, biological process: resolution of meiotic recombination intermediates; replication fork processing; mitotic intra-S DNA damage checkpoint signaling. Gene Ontology annotation, cellular component: Holliday junction resolvase complex; nucleus. The transcript is spliced from 8 exons. Gene Ontology annotation, molecular function: nuclease activity; DNA binding. The coding region runs from base 287 to 1837 and encodes 516 amino acids.